Molecule: messenger RNA, 846 nt
Organism: Mucor velutinosus
Lineage: Eukaryota; Fungi; Mucoromycota; Mucoromycetes; Mucorales; Mucoraceae
Gene: RAD5
Product: DNA helicase rad5
Exons: 3
Coding region: 1-846 (281 amino acids)
Biological process (GO): tRNA wobble uridine modification
Source: RefSeq, a predicted model, not a curated record
AUGCCUCUCAUUAUCAUUUCCGGAUACCCUUCUAGUGGAAAGACACAACGAGUUAACGAAAUCAAAGAGUAUUUAGCCAAGAGGCUCGAGCAAGAGAACAGAUCUCUGCGCAUCCAGGUGAUCAACGACGAAAGCCUUCAUGUCACCAAAGACGCUUACAAUGAUGCUCGCGAGGAAAAGAAAGCAAGAGGCGCAUUGCUAUCAGCAGUAGAGAGAACACUAUCCAAGGACGACAUUGUCAUUGCCGACGCAUUAAACUACAUCAAAGGGUUUCGAUAUCAACUCUAUUGUAUUGCAAGAGCAAUUGGCACACCUCAUUGUGUGGUUCAAACAGGUGUUCCUGUAGAUAUCGCAAAAGAAUGGAAUCAGAAUAGAGAAUCAGAAGGUUAUGAUGAGAAAGUGUUUGACGAGUUGGUAUCACGAUACGAGGAACCAGAGGAGCGCAAUCGAUGGGAUUCACCACUAUUUACAUUAAUUCAUGAUGAUAAAGGGAUUCCUGGAGACAAGAUUUGGGAUGCAGUGAUAUUACGAAAGGCAUUGCCACCCAACAAAUCCACCGUCUCAAAGCCAGUAUCAUCAACCAACUACGUGUAUGAGCUAGACAAAGCUACAUUAGAGAUUAUCAAUGCCUUUGUUGAGCGUCAAAAGGAAUUUGGACCAGGAGGAACCCCAAUGAUUGUACCUCGUUCAGAAACAAAAGUCAUCAAUCCAUCUCGUACUGUUACAUUAUCAGAACUAAGAAGACAUAGAAAACAAUUUGUUACAUACAACAAGAUGAACACUACUUUGGAUGUUGACCGUUUGGGUGAUGUUUUCGUCAAUUAUCUCAAUUCAAAUCUGGAAUAA